Messenger RNA from Hibiscus syriacus, 540 nucleotides. RefSeq lists its product as uncharacterized. The transcript has a single exon. Bases 1 to 540 code for a protein of 179 amino acids. The record is from RefSeq and is a predicted model, not a curated record. Lineage: Eukaryota; Viridiplantae; Streptophyta; Magnoliopsida; Malvales; Malvaceae.
AUGAGGUAUACGGUUAGACAUCUCUUUGUUAACCGUGACUGUGUCCUCAAUACAAGGCAGACAUGGGAGGACUUGCGCAUCAUGACUCAAAUGGUUGGUUGGCAUCAUCUGGUUUGGUUUUUCGGGCGUAUUCCUAAGCACAACAUAAUCUUGUGGAUGGCCAUUUUGGACAGGCUCCCCACCCGGAUGAGAUUGAUGCGAAUGGGUUUAGUAAUAGAGAAUGAUAGAUGUCUCUUCUAUGAUUUGGUGCUUGAGACUAGAAACCACAUUUUCUUUAAAUGUUAUUAUGCUAAAAGCCUGUGGAAGGCUAUUCUUUUGCUCUGUGGCGUUAAUCGAAAAGUAAGUCACUGGGAAAGUGAGCUUUCAUGGGCUGCUCACUGCUUUAAAGGAAAGUCCCUCCUUACGAGAGUGUUUAAGCUUGCAUUGACGAGCUAUGUGUAUGCCAUAUGGAGAGAAAGGAAUAAGAGACUGUAUGGUGGAUUGCAUAGACCGAUGAGUGAUAUCAUGCUGAACAUUAAAGCUGAUCCAGAUUCGGUUUGA